AUGAGAGGAGGAGACGCACGCUCUCCAAUCAGUGUUCACCCCGGGAUGGCGGCAGCUCAGGGACCUGUGGACGCCUCCUCCCCAGAACAGAAUGGUGCUGUGCCCAACGAGGCCAUCAAGAAGGACCACAGCCUCCAACGGGGCAACUGGGGCAACCAGAUCGAGUUUGUUCUGACGAGCGUGGGCUAUGCCGUGGGCCUGGGCAAUGUCUGGCGUUUCCCAUACCUCUGCUACCGCAACGGGGGAGGAGCCUUCCUGAUCCCCUACUUCAUCAUGGUCACCUUCUGUGGGAUCCCUAUCUUCUUCAUGGAACUCUCCUUCGGCCAGUUUGCAAGUCAGGGCUGCCUGGGGGUCUGGAGGAUCAGCCCCAUGUUCAAAGGUGUGGGCUACGGCAUGAUCGUGGUGUCCACGUACAUCGGCAUAUACUACAACAUGGUGGUCAGCAUCGCCUUCUACUACUUCUUCUCAUCCCUGACGUCCGUGCUGCCCUGGACCUACUGCGAUAACCCUUGGAACACGCCCAACUGUGUGAGCGUGUUGGAAAACCCCAACAUCACUAAGAGCGUGCAGCCUCCUGCCCUGCCUGGCAACGUCUCUCAGGCACUCAACCAGACCCUCCAGAGGACAAGCCCCAGCGAGGAGUACUGGAAGUUCUACGUGCUGAAGCUGUCAGAUGACAUCGGAAACUUCGGGGAGGUGCAGGUGCACCUCCUCAGCUGCCUGUUUGUCUCCUGGGUGGUCGUCUUCCUCUGCCUCAUGCAAGGGAUCAGGACUUCAGGGAAAGUGGUGUACUUUACGGCCACAUUCCCCUACGUGGUGCUGACCAUCCUGUUCUUCCGUGGCAUGACCCUGGAAGGAGCCUCCACGGGCAUCAAGUACUACCUGACUCCACAGUGGGACAAGAUCCUGGAGGCCAAGGUCUGGGGGGACGCCGCCUCCCAGAUCUUCUACUCGCUGGGCUGUGCGUGGGGAGGGCUCAUCACCAUGGCUUCCUACAACAAGUUCCACAACAACUGUUACCGAGACAGUGUCAUCAUCAGCAUCACUAACUGUGCCACCAGCAUCUAUGCUGGCUUCGUCAUCUUCUCCAUCCUGGGCUUCAUGGCCAAUCACCUGGGUGAAGAUGUGUCCAGUGUGGCAGAACACGGCCCAGGCCUGGCCUUCGUGGCAUACCCAGAGGCCCUCACACUGCUGCCCAUCGCCCCACUCUGGUCCCUGCUCUUCUUCUUCAUGCUCAUCUUGAUGGGGCUGGGCACUCAGUUUUGCCUCCUAGAGACGCUGGUCACAGCCCUUGUGGAUGAGGUCAGGAACGAGUGGAUCCUACAGCGAAAGAUUUAUGUGACCUUGGGCAUGGCUGUGGCUGGCUUCCUUCUGGGUAUUCCCCUCACCAGCCAGGCAGGCAUCUACUGGCUGCUGCUGAUGGACAACUACGCGGCCAGCUUCUCCUUGGUCAUCAUCUCCUGUAUCAUGUGUGUGUGCAUCAUGUACAUUUACGGGCACCAGAACUACUUCCAGGACAUCCAGAUGAUGCUGGGGUUCCCACCGCCCCUCUUCUUCCAGAUCUGCUGGCGCGUAAUCUCACCAGCUAUCAUCUUUUUGAUUCUCAUCUUCCUGGUGAUCCAGUACGAGACAAUCACCUACAACGAAUACCAGUAUCCAAGCUGGGCCGAGGCCAUUGGCUUCCUUAUGGCUCUGUCCUCUGUUAUUUGCAUUCCAUUCUACGCCCUGUUCUACUUCCGGAGAACAGAUGGGGACACCUUCCUCCAGCGUUUGAAAAACUCAACAAAGCCAAGCAGAGACUGGGGGCCCGCCCUCCUGGAGCACCGAACAGGGCGCUAUGCCCCCACCAUUCCACCCUCCCCUGAAGAUGGGCUUGAGUUCCAGCUGCUGGACCCAGACAAGGCCCAGAUUCCCAUGGUGGGCAGUAAUGACCCCAUCCGUCUGCAGGACUCCCAGAUGUGA
This is a messenger RNA of Capra hircus (goat), 1962 nucleotides long. Its product is annotated as sodium- and chloride-dependent glycine transporter 1-like. Gene Ontology annotation, biological process: synaptic transmission, glycinergic; glycine import across plasma membrane; sodium ion transmembrane transport. Lineage: Eukaryota; Metazoa; Chordata; Mammalia; Artiodactyla; Bovidae. The record is from RefSeq and is a predicted model, not a curated record. Gene Ontology annotation, cellular component: plasma membrane. Gene Ontology annotation, molecular function: glycine:sodium symporter activity.